AAGACAACAAAGGGUUAAUAACCAUAAAUGAAAAUGAAAACAAAGCCGCCAUUGGUGAGACGGCGGACACGUGACGCGGCCAGCAGGUUGGGGCUCCCUGUUUCCGGUCGGAGUGUAUUGAGCGCUGCACCCUCGCUGACGGGCAGUGACAGGGAGAUGGUUGUGACACACUGGAAGCGGGCAGGGAUCAGCAGUUCGCCUUGUAUCGAUUCCGCAGUGGGGUAGAGCCGCCCCGGGUCUCCUGAUCGUUGUCUUCCCUGGACCGGAGCCGUCAGGAUGCCGGGGCUGCAGAUGUUCGGCCGGCGCUGGGCUAUAGCCAGUGAUGAUCUGGUGUUCCCCGGAGCCUUUGAGCUUCUGAUCAGGUUAAUAUGGUGGAUCGGAGCGUUGGUCCUUUACUCGGUCCAUAAAGGGCACUUUGACUGUCCCGGGGGAGCCAUACUACAGAGCUACUUCAUCGUACUGAUUGUCAUGCUGGGCGCAGUUAUCUGCUCGAUGUUAUCGAUCGUCUAUGUCAGCAUGAAGGGUACAAUCUCCAACCCCGGGCCCAGGAAGUGCAUGCCCAAGCUGGUUUACAUCCGCCUGGCCCUCUACGUUCCAGAAGUCGCAUGGGCCAUUAUGGGGGCAAUUUGGGUGUCGGACAAUGGGGUUAAGUGUGAUAAAACAGUGGUGCAUGUCAUCCUACUGACCGUCAUCGCCAGCUGGAUCAUCAUGCUGUUCACCACCAUCGCUGUCAUCAUUGUCUUUGAUCCGCUGGGACAUAAGAAAGCCUUAUAUUACAUAAAAGAUGAAGGUUACAACCUGGAGAGCAGCCAGUCGGAGCAGCUGAUGUAUAACUUCAAGAAGACCGCCACCAGGGUGUGGGAGAACCGCAUCCGUCUGCUGUGCUGCUGUCUAGGCAGUGACAAUGACACCAGGGUGGCCUUCACCAACAUCGCACAACUCCUCAGCACCUACUUUGCUGACACAGACCUGGUUCCCAGUGAUAUAGCAGCUGGGCUGACCCUCCUGCACCAGGAACAGGACAAGGUUGAACUUAGCCGGGAUCCAGAUGAAGUGUUGUCCCAGUCACCACCAUAUUCUGAGAUAGAUGAUCUGGAGGUGGAGUUGGAUAAAGCUGCUCACUACAUGAAGUUUGCAGCGGCUGCCUAUGGAUGGCCGCUCUAUGUAUACAGUAACCCCCUCACCGGACUAUGCAAAUUGUGUGGAGAAUGUUUUCAAAACCGAAGAGCACAGCGUGAUAUCGUAGGGGGUGACCACUUCAAUUGCCAUUUUGGUUCAAUUCUGCAGACAACAGGCCUGGAGUACCGGGACUUCAUUCACAUCUGCUUCCAUAACAGGAUUUAUGAAAUCCCAUUUUUUGUUGCACUUGAUCACAAAACAGAAGCCAUCUUGGUAUCUAUAAGAGGAACGCUAUCCCUUCAGGAUGUUCUGACGGACCUGUCAGCAGACUGCGAGAAUCUGCACACAGAUGGGGUGGAUGGAGACUGCUUUUCACACAAGGGUAUAUCACAGGCUGCAAGUUACAUCUACAGGAGGCUUAUAAAUGAUGGCAUAUUGAACCAGGCGUUCACUGUCGCUCCAGAAUACAAUCUUGUCAUUAUCGGACAUAGCUUGGGGGCAGGAACAGCGGCUGUGUUGGCUGUGCAGCUUCGGAGUUCCUUUCCUACUCUCAAAUGCUAUGCAUUCUCACCACCAGGGGGCCUUUUCAGCAAAGCUCUUGCUGAUUAUUCCAAGAGUUUCAUCAUCUCGAUAAUAGUCGGGAAAGAUCUGGUGCCUAGACUGAGCUUACCCAACAUGGAAGAUCUGAAGAACCGAAUAAUGAGGAUGGUGGUGAACUGUAACCGCCCCAAGUAUCAGAUCCUGCUGCGGGGAUGUUGGUACGAAAUAUUCGGUGGUGAUCCAGAUAACUUCCCUACAGAACUGGAUGGCCGAAAUAUGUCAUCUCUAACACAACCAUUGCUGGCAGAGCAAACCUUAAUGGUUCAGAAAUCCACGUCAUACAGUACCCUAAUAGAUGGGUCUCCGCUCGAUUCCCCUCGCUAUCCUCAUCUGUAUCUGCCAGGGAAGAUCAUCCAUAUAACAGAAGACAGCAGAUCAGGAUGUCUCUGUUUUUCGGAUGUGAAGUACAGUGCACGGUGGUCAAAAGAGACUUCAUUCAGCAGCAUUUACAUCAGCCCCAGGAUGAUCACAGACCACAUGCCGGACAUUAUACUGAGCGCGCUGAGGAGCCUGUGUCAGGAGAGAGCCGGCUGUGGGCCCUGCCAGACACCACCACACAACUUUCCUACAAAUCAGAUCUAAGCCAUGGUGCAGGCUGUGCCCCCCUGACACGUCUCUGGGGUGACAGAAAUAACAAAAUAACCUUCUCUUUACUACAGAACCAUGGGAAAUGAUCCUGUGACAAGAAACGCACUCAAGUUUGGUUGUAUUUUGCACAAUCCUAUCUGUUGUGGAUGGUUGAGUUUAAAGGGGUACUCCUGCCCUAAUACAUCUUAUCCCCUAUCCAAAGAUAAGAUGUCUGGUUGCGGGGGGCCCGCCACUGGGGACCCCCGCAAUCUGGCAUGGCGCUCUCCGCAGCGCUGGAGGCUCCAAAUGUGUAGCAUCACGCCCCCCUCCCAUAUAGUUGCAUUGAGGGGGCGGAGUCGUCACGUCACGAUACUCCGGCCCCGUGGUCGUCGCGCUACACAUUUGGAGCCUCCAGCGCUGCGGAGAGCUCACAAAGGUGGGACAGAUUGCGGGGGUCCCAAGGCGUGACCCCCUCGACCAGACAUCUUAUUCCCUAUCCUUUUGGAUAGGAGAUAAGAUGUAUUAGGGCCGGAGUACCCCUUUAAUAAUUCUAUUGUGAAGGGAACAGUUUUAGUGUUUUCUGUGAAAUGGAAGGAAAGAGCAAAGAUUGUCCAAAACUUUCUUUACGUCCUAUAAGGGUUUACUGAUUUUGUCUACCAACUAAAGCUUAAUCUCUGUACAAAGACGUCCAUAUGACUUUCUAAUAAUAUUUUUGUAUCCGUGUUCAAGAUCUCUGCUUGCAGUCAGUGAGAAAGAACUUUCAUAUUUACAUCCAGAAGCUACAGACCUGCUCUCCUGGCUAGGUAUCCACAGCACAAUGCUUUGCUACAAUGUAUCAGUCUGGAGUCCAGCCUCAGGUCACAUCUGCGUUGACGCUCGGUUCACUGAACAGGAGGACGUGAGGGGGGAACCUGCAAUUCGGUGGUCACCAGAUGGAAAAUCAGAUGGACAGCAUUAAAGCCAAUGGGACCUGUUGGUGACCGUUUAGAUUUAGUUUUCUUUACUCCCAAAUGGAGUUCCUACACAGAUGUAAAGCCCUUACAGAGCAGUGUUUUCCAAACAGUGUGCCUCCAGC
Hyla sarda is the source of this 3361-nucleotide messenger RNA. It is a transcript of the gene DAGLB, whose product is annotated as diacylglycerol lipase beta. Gene Ontology annotation, biological process: lipid metabolic process. Bases 277 to 2301 code for a protein of 674 amino acids. The record is from RefSeq and is a predicted model, not a curated record. NCBI's taxonomy places the organism in Eukaryota, Metazoa, Chordata, Amphibia, Anura, Hylidae. The transcript is spliced from 15 exons.